AUGGCGACGGCUUCCACAAAUGUGGCUUCUACAAGCUCGCAAGAACCUCUCAAAAAAGUCCCCAUGAUACACGGGACCAUGGAGCAGACCACAGAACAAGAGCAUAAGACCAAAAACCACAAGAGAAUGGAGGAAAGAUUAAAGCAGUACAGAUCAUUAGGCCACACUGUUAAUUUUGUCACCUCAGAAGACAGAUGCUACCCAACCUCUGCAAUAACUUUCACAGAAGAUGACUCGCGGGCAGUACACCUACCCCAUGACGACCCUCUAGUCAUCACGCUACAGGUUGACCAUUGCCAAUUGGGAAGAGUUUUAGUCGACGGGGGCAGCAGCAUUGAUGUUCUCUUCUGGGAAGCCUUCCAAAAGAUGGGUCUCGAAGAGAGUCAAAUCAGACCCUCUGUUACACCAAUCCUAGGAUUCAACAAUCAAAGAGUGUACCCGAAGGGCGCAAUCAGGCUAAAUGUAGUCGUUGCAGAACGCACUUUGCCAGUAGACUUCCUUAUAGUGGGCUCCAUCACAAGCUACAACGUUAUCAUGGGGAGAAAUUGGAUCUACAGAAUGCAAGGCGUGGUCUCCACCUUACAUCAAGUUAUGCGAUGUCAAUCACCCGACGGACGCUACACCAUCGACAUAAAAGGAUGCCAGAGGCAGGCAAAGAAAUGCUACCUGACCCUGAAGGAGAUAAAUGAAAUCAACACCUCUUCCCCUGGCGACGACCUCACCAAAUAG
Humulus lupulus (European hop) is the source of this 729-nucleotide messenger RNA. RefSeq lists its product as uncharacterized. NCBI's taxonomy places the organism in Eukaryota, Viridiplantae, Streptophyta, Magnoliopsida, Rosales, Cannabaceae. The transcript has a single exon. The coding region runs from base 1 to 729 and encodes 242 amino acids. The record is from RefSeq and is a predicted model, not a curated record.